This is a messenger RNA of Motacilla alba alba, 3096 nucleotides long. RefSeq names its product ubiquitin interaction motif containing 1 (gene UIMC1). The coding region runs from base 424 to 2859 and encodes 811 amino acids. Gene Ontology annotation, cellular component: BRCA1-A complex. Gene Ontology annotation, molecular function: K63-linked polyubiquitin modification-dependent protein binding; histone binding. NCBI's taxonomy places the organism in Eukaryota, Metazoa, Chordata, Aves, Passeriformes, Motacillidae. The record is from RefSeq and is a predicted model, not a curated record. Gene Ontology annotation, biological process: positive regulation of DNA repair; double-strand break repair. The transcript is spliced from 13 exons.
CGGCGGGGCGGUCUCCCGCGAGAGCACCGCACCCUCCAAGGGAGGCGGCGGCGGACAUGUUGGUUGUGGGCACAGGUGUAUUGCGGCAGCGCCGUGGCGGCUCGGUUUUGUGGGUGUUUACCCGACGUAGCGCAUCCUUCUCCUGAGGAAGCGACGUCCGGGUUGAGAAAAAGGCGAGACCACUAGCACCUUAGAACGAUGCGUCCGGGCCCGCUGUCCGCCAGCCACGAUCAUGGCGCUGCCCACUUCAGCACCCUGAUGAGCACGUGAAACGCAGCGAAGCCGCUGCCGCCAUCUUGGGUGAGGGCAAUGAGGCCUCCGCCGCCAACUUGAGCGCGGGUGCGGGACCCGCCGACCGGGGCCGGUGCGGGAGACCAGGCGGGGAGGCCGCGGGCAGCGGGGCGGCCCGGGCCCGAGUGAAGGAUGCCGAGGAGGAAGAAGCCUGCAGAGGGCCCGGAGUCUCGAGGUCAGGAUGGGGAGGAAGAGGAGGAAGAGAAGAGGAACCCAGCCAAUGCCAAGAAGAAGCGCAGUUUUGUGGAUGCGUUUAUUGUUAUAUCCGACAGUGAUGGAGAGCAGGAGUCAAAGGAAGAGAGUGGCUUGCAAAAGAAGAGAACAAAGCAGCUGGAUCGAACAAAGUUUGCUGCUAAAAGAAAAAUUGCACAGAUGACUGAAGAGGAACAAUUUGCACUGGCCUUGAAAAUGAGUGAGCAAGAGGCUAGACAAGUGAACUGUCAGGAAGAGGAAGAGGAGGAGCUCUUGAGGAAGGCCAUUGCUGAGAGCCUCAGUAGCUGUCAGCCCUCAGACUCAUCGACUGCAUCUCCUCAUCUGUCAGUGGGAGCACUAGAUUCACAGGGCCAAAGCCAGCCUGCUGAGAAAGAAGGCUCUGAGAUCCUGGGAGGCCUGGCGUUCUGCCCUGACACCCCUCCCUCUGACUGCAGCUCCCACUCACAGAGCUCCAGAGCUGAUGGGAAUGGACAGAUGGAUGUCGCCCGGAGCCCCUUGGUAGUGUUGAGGAGGUUGAGCCAGGAAAUCGUUGAAAGCUCACUAGUAUCCAGCAUAAUCGUGUCUCCGGGGAAGGGCCAGCCUGUGACAAGGUCAAGUGAAAAGUCUUCCUCACCAGCAAAAAGUGAUUCUAGUAAUAUGUUACCCAGUACUCUGGGAGAGGACUUCAUGUCUUUGAGUCCCACCUUUGGCAAGGUGGCUUCAGGAGGCUCUUGGCGACUGACACCUCGGAGACUGUUCAGCAGCCCCUCCAGCUCUUCUGAAGCAGCAGGCCACGAACCAAAAGAGCAGCUCCUGCCCUGCACUGGCCAUUCUGUGGGAGAAGCUGGUGCUGGGAGCUCAGCCACUCCACUGUGGAAGAGCAGGACCACAGAACAGUGUGACAGCCCCAGGAGGAGCGGUGGAGGAGCAGGUACCAAACACAGCUCACAGCCUGGGCACGCUGCCAAGGUCUGUGUUUCCACAGAGCAAGCAGAGCAGAGCCAGGGGUCUGACAGUACCCCGGAUCUUUGCAUGCUGACUGUGGAGGAGAAGCACAAACAGGAGGAGACGAGAGACACAGUGCACUAUUACUGGGGCAUUCCCUUCUGCCCCAAAGGGGUGGAUCCCAACCAGUACACCAAAGUCAUCUUGUGUCAGCUGGAGGUUUACCAGAAGAGCCUGAAGCAGGCUCAGAGGCAGCUGUUGCAUAAGAAGGAGUUUGGUAACCCGGUUGUGCCCAGUCCUUCCUUGAGCCAAAACGAGCUUGGGAAAGGAGAGGAGAUAAGCAGGGAGAAUGGGGUUGCUGAUGGUACAGAAGAUGGAGACACAGAGGGACAAGAGUCCGAAAACAUCACCUGGCUCCACCCUUCAAAGAGGAGGGAGGCAGAGAGUCCAGGACACAGCACGGAAGAAGAGAAGAACUCCACUUCUGAUGAUGAACCGACCACCAGCUACUGCCAGCCCUCCCAGGUGCUGCCUGCAGAGGAUGUGCCUGAAGAUGGGGAACCCAUGCAAAUUGCACAGAGCAUCUCCACAAUGACCCCACUUGGCAGUAAAAGGAGCCCAGAUACUGCCACAGAAAACUCUGCUGAAGAAGAGAUCUCUGUUUGCCCAGAGACACAGCCAAGCCCACUGGAAGCUGUUGAGGAGAGAGAAGAACUCUGUUCAGACAGCAGAGGUGCACCUAUGCAGGUUGGUGGGGAUGAAGAUGCUGGCAGCACUGUGUCUGAGUGCAGUGCUGCAGCUGCUGCCCGUGUGCUGUGCCCUCUGUGUGACCACAGCUUCCCAGCUGACGAGAUCGAGGUGCACGCCAUGUACUGCAACGGCGCGGCGGGACCGGCGCCUGCCCAGGACGCUCCAGUGCUCACCCGGCGUCAGAGAGAGGCAAGAAAUAAAGCUGCCAGUGGUAAAAGCAGCCCACCAUCCUCAGACAUUGACAAGUGUGAGAAGUGCUACCUCUGUAAGUCACUGGUGCCACUGCUGCAGUAUCAGAGGCACGUGGACAGCUGCCUUCAGGCUGCUCGGCAAGCUCAGGGAACCAGGAGGCUGCGAAGAGCCAAGGACACUGGAAGGCAGGAGAGAGGACUCCUCAGGAUGCUGGAGCUCUCGGAGAGCAAGUCUGAAGGUGCUGACGCGGGGACUCCCCUCACUGGAUUAGACCAGCAGUCCUCUCCCACACUCUCAGCCGCUGAUGGGGAGCCCUCAGCAGACAGCCCCAUCUCCCUUCAGCACCUUCCUUUCCACGUCUCCCCUGCGAAGCCCGGCAUCUCCUUGGAAGCCAUGGAUGGCGUGGUGGACUCGGAGCCAUGCGUGGCUCUCCAUGCGGGCAGCCAGCAGCGGCCCAAAGGCUGCCGCCGGAGAAGGCACAAGUUCUGAGGGUGGCAAUGCUGCAGGGACCCCCGGUGCCCCCUGUGCCCCAGUGAGGGUCUUCUUGGCACUGUACCCCUGCUUCACCUGCAGCCUUUGUCUCCUGCGCCCCUUUUAUAUGUUUUAUACGACCUGUGCUGGGAGCGCUGGGUGGAGAAGUGACUGUGUGUUUUAUAGGUGCCUGUGCAGCUUUGCUCUCUCUUACAGAAAUGGAAAUAUAUUUAUGUAUGUUUUUAUGAAACUGCA